AUGUCAGUGAUAGGGCGACCAGCUUUUGAUCCCCUGAGUAAAGCAACGUCCCUGCUCCAACUCUUUCUCUUCCGCGUUACGACUUCAGUCUAUUCGCAACCGGACUCUGUUUCCGUUUCUCGCUUCUCUCUCAAAUGGUGUUUUCCAUUUUGCACUCACCCCCUCCCUCUCUCUCUCUCUCUCUCUCUCUCUCUCUCUCUCUCUCUCUCUCUCUCUGGUAGUAAAACCUUUUUCUGUUUUACAAUAUAUGCAUAUUUAUAUCUAUUGAUCGAUCAAUCAGCUUAUCUUUAUGCCUUUUAUGUUUUUGCUAUGUUCACAUCUACUUCUAUCUCUUUCUCUCUCUCUCUCUCUCUCUCUCUCUCUCUCUCUCUCUCUCUCUCUUUCAGUCUGUUCAUCUAUCUAUCUCUUAUCCUCUAUUUCAAAAUCUGUUCAUCUCUCUCUCUUUCUCUCUCUCAUUCUAAAUCUUAUGAUCUCUCGUUUUCUCUCUUUUUUCAUCUCUCUAUAUAUAUGCUUAUCGCUCUUUCUUUUUCUAAGUCUGUUCAUCUCUCCCUCUCUCCCCCUCUUUCUCUCUUUGUCUUCUGUACAUCUCUAUGUCUUUUUCUAUCUCUAACUGUUCAUCUCUCGCUUUCUAAGUCUCGUCGACUCUCUGACUCUCUCUCUCUCUCUCUGUUCUCUAAGUCUAUGCAUCACUCUCUCUUUCUAAUUUUGUUCACUUUCUCACUCUCUUUCUAA
Molecule: messenger RNA, 732 nt
Organism: Acanthosepion pharaonis
Lineage: Eukaryota; Metazoa; Mollusca; Cephalopoda; Sepiida; Sepiidae
Source: the annotation of a GenBank genome assembly